GUUUUGCACCACAUGAGAAGGUGUGUGUGAGAGAUGGCUGUGCAUGUGUAAAGCCAGGAAAGAGAGAUCGAGCGAGAGAACUUGCGUGUGCCCUCUCUCCCUCAGUCCGUGCCACCCCAGGGUGGGAAUGCUAAGACAGACAGGCGGUUUAUUUUUGGGUCAGUGACAGUGUGUCAAUGGCCGCAGAUGCGUCGCAAAGGAAGGCUCUGAGAUACCAGCAGACCGUGCUAUAUGGAGAGUACAGAGAGCACCCUGGUGGGUCCCAGCGGAGAGAAGCCACUCGCCUUCUGAUGGAGAGACAGCGAAAAAAGCAUGGAUAUCACCACCAUGGACAUCACUACCAUGGACAUCACCACCAUGGGCACCACCAUCACAGUCACCAUGGGCGGAGUCACAGCCGAAGUCGCCGUCACAGCCACCAUCACCUGGAGAUAGGGAGCAUUCAUGACAGACAGGAGGAGGAGCAGGGCCACACCUCCUCGUUCAAGAAACGGCGCUCCUAUUCCAAGUGCAGAGACUGCGUGGCACGAGUACAAAAGUUCCUCAUCUCUAAAUUGGGAGAAGACUGGAUCUUUCUGGUGUUGUUGGGUAUUACCAUGGCAUUAGUUAGCUGGAGCAUGGAUUAUGCUAGUGCCAAGAGUCUACAAGCCUAUAAGUGGUUUUAUGGGGAGUUGAAGGGGAACAUCCCACUGCAAUACCUGGUCUGGGUUUUCUAUCCCAUGGUGCUCAUCUUGUUUGCCUCCCUCUUCUGUCACCUGGUCGCUCCUCAGGCCAUUGGCUCUGGUAUUCCAGAGCUGAAAACCAUACUCAGAGGUGUUGUGCUGAAGGAGUAUUUGACACUCAAGGCAUUUAUUGCAAAGGUGGUGGGACUCACUGCUGGCCUGGGCAGUGGUAUGCCAGUUGGCAAAGAGGGUCCCUUUGUUCACAUAGCCAGUAUCUGUGCAGCUGUCCUCAGCAAGUUUAUGUCUUUCUUCUCUGGAGUCUAUCAGAGCCCAUAUUGUUAUACAGACAUCCUCACGGUGGGCUGUGCUGUAGGGGUUGGAUGCUGUUUUGGAACCCCUCUUGGAGGUGUUUUGUUCAGCAUUGAAGUUACAUCAACCUAUUUUGCUGUGAGAAACUACUGGAGGGGCUACUUUGCUGCUACAUUCAGUGCUUUUAUUUUCAGAGUACUGUCUGUGUUCAAUAAGGAUGCAGUAACCAUCACUGCUCUCUUCCGCACCAACUUCCGCAUGGAUUUUCCUUUCGACCUUCAAGAGCUUCCAGCGUUCGCCAUUAUUGGGAUUUCUUGUGGGUUUCUAGGAGCUUUCUUUGUUUACCUGAACCGUCAAGUUGUCCUGUUCAUGAGAAGACCUAACAUUUUUACACGAUUCCUUACAAAACACCGGCUGAUUUUCCCUGCUGUUGUGACAUUAGUGGUUACGACACUGACAUUCCCUCCAGGCUUUGGGCAGUUCAUGGCUGGAGAGCUGAUGCCCAGGGAGUGCAUUAACUCUCUGUUUGAUAACUUCACCUGGACUAAAAUAUGGGGCUCCCCUCUCCCGCCUGGUCUCGGUCGCUCUGCUGUGUGGUUUCAUCCUGACGUCAGCAUCUUUGUCAUUCUUAUUCUCUUCUUUAUCAUGAAGUUCUGGAUGUCUGCAGUUUCCACCACAAUGCCCAUCCCGUCUGGAGCUUUCAUGCCUGUCUUUGUAUUGGGUGCCGCAUUUGGUCGUUUAGUGGGUGAGAUCAUGGCAACUCUCUUUCCUCACGGUAUCCUGUUUGAUGGAAUACUAUACCGCAUCAUCCCUGGAGGGUACGCUGUCAUUGGUGCGGCGGCGCUGACGGGAGCUGUCACCCACACCGUUUCCACAGCAGUGAUCUGCUUUGAGCUGACCGGUCAGAUCUCUCACAUCCUUCCCAUGAUGGUCGCCGUCAUACUGGCCAACAUGGUAGCGCAAGGUCUGCAACCGUCACUGUACGACUCUAUAAUCCAGGUCAAGAAGCUGCCCUAUCUCCCCGAACUGGGCUUCGGCCACAUAAGCCAGUAUAAUAUCUUUGUGGAGGACAUCAUGGUGAGGAAAGUGAAGUUUUUAUGUUCCCACUCUACAUACAGAGAAGUACUGCAUUUGUUGGACUCGACUUCUCUAAAAACCUUCCCGCUGGUUGAUUCAAAAGAAUCUAUGAUUCUAUUGGGUAGCAUCGAGAGGUCUGAGCUUCUCGCCCUCUGUGAUUGGUGGCUGUCAGCAGAGAGGCGUAUCCUAAUGCAAGGACAAAGCUUGCAAGGUCAGGUGCCUUCUGCCAAAAUCAGCUGGGAAUCCUUUGCCUUUGUUGAUGAGGAAGAAGAGGAGAAUGAAGAUGAUAAGACAAUACCAGUUCAAGAGGAAAAAAAUGGCCCUGUGCCUCCACCCAAACCUUCUGAACCAUCCACCAAUCACACGUCUCCCGAUAAGGGUCCUUCCCAGUCUUUCGGGAGAAUUUUACGUAACUUCUUUUCAUCCUCUUCAGAAAGACACACAGAAGGUCAGCCACAGGAGCCUUAUCCUCCACCUUUAACCGACACAAUGACACCAGAACAGAUCAAAGCCUGGGAGGAAACGGAGAUGGAUAAACCUCUGGAUAUUGAUCAGAUCAGAAUAGAUCCCUCCCCGUUCCAGCUGGUGGAGAGAACGUCACUACAUAAGACUCAUACCCUGUUCUCUUUACUGGGCCUCAGUCAUGCCUAUGUAACCAACACUGGAAAACUGGUGGGAGUUGUGGCACUGAAAGAGCUCCAAAAAGCCAUUGAGGGCUCAACACGCAGUGGCGUGCGCUUGCGCCCCCCUUUGGCCAGUUUUCGUGACACCAUUCGCAAAGCUGCGAAGCCUCCUCAGGCCUCUUCCCCACCAUCUUCGCCUGGCUCCACCACAGCUCCUUCCUCGCCUCUGUCCGCACCCGUGGUCCCUCAAGUCCAUUCCCCCAGCCUGGCGGCCCCAGAGAAGGAAGGGAAGGAGGAGAUGGAGGUGUGGAUUGAGGGAGUGAAACGGGAGGUGAUUGUGGGGAACAGCAGUAGCACAACGACAGUAAGCAGCAGCAGGAGCAGGAGCAGUAGCAGCAGUAGUGGUACAGGAAGUAGUCACAGUGAGGCAGGAAGUGCUGAUAGUAGCCCAAGCCUGCCGCCCUCCUCCUCUCCUCCCCCCAUCCCUCUCUCCACCCUGCAACCCGUCCCCGAAAACAAAGAGGGUGAAGAAAAUGAGGACGAGGAGCCCCUUUAGGACAA
Megalobrama amblycephala (Wuchang bream) is the source of this 3232-nucleotide messenger RNA. It is a transcript of the gene clcn1a, whose product is annotated as chloride channel, voltage-sensitive 1a. The transcript has 23 exons. Gene Ontology annotation, molecular function: voltage-gated chloride channel activity. Lineage: Eukaryota; Metazoa; Chordata; Actinopteri; Cypriniformes; Xenocyprididae. Bases 177 to 3227 code for a protein of 1016 amino acids. Gene Ontology annotation, cellular component: membrane. The record is from RefSeq and is a predicted model, not a curated record. Gene Ontology annotation, biological process: chloride transport; transmembrane transport.